Angiostrongylus costaricensis is the source of this 393-nucleotide messenger RNA. The record is from the annotation of a GenBank genome assembly. NCBI's taxonomy places the organism in Eukaryota, Metazoa, Nematoda, Chromadorea, Rhabditida, Metastrongylidae.
AUGGUGACGCUCUGUACCUACAACGCACGUACACUUGCAUCCGAAUCCUCAAUAGAAGAGUUGCUCAUGCAGGCAAGAAGGAUAAAGUACGACGUCAUCGGCCUGGCCGAGACGAGAAGACGGCAGCUUUUCAACGCCGUCUAUGACACCGGAGAAGAAAUGUUCCUCGGAACAUGCGACAGUAGAGGGAGUCGGCGGCGCUGGCGUUCUCGUCAACACUAUAAACCGAAGGUUUUGCUAACCGAUGUCGCUGUUGUCCCAAAAUUCUACACGGGACCAGAUCAUCUUCUGCUUUGUGCAAGACUCUAUUUCUCGCGGAAAGGAGAAAAAGCCGCUAAAUUCCAAAACCGAAGUGUCGGAACCAUCAUGAACUGGGACUUAUCAACCUAUUAG